UUCGCGCUAGUUCAGUUCCGACGCUGGACCGGGAGCCGCGCAAAAUAAGGAUAAGGGCAAAGCUCUCCUCGCACACAGAGGCCGGCCGCCACGUUCUUCCUCCUAUACAUCAGCGUUUUCUUCUCCGCAUUCGUCUUCAUCUGUGUGGCAGCGGCCAUGUCCGCAGUUCUAUGCACUCCCUCGUGCUCUUCUCCUGCCUUUACGCUGUAUUCCUCCUUAUCGCGAGCAGCGGCCCCCUUCUUCUCCUUGUAUGACAAUCCGCCCCACUCGAGACGACAGGUUCUCUACCGGCGCCCUGUUGGUCGGGGGAUAGGAGGGGUAGAGAUUCUAUCUCAAAAGAGGUUUCCGGAUGCGGGGAAGGAUAGGAGAGCUUACCUUCCACCUGAUGGAGGUCGAGGGGAGGCAGGAAGAUCGAGCUCAGCUGCUUUCAAGUCGUUCGAAAUUCAAAAGAAGGACAGGGGGUUGGUUUUCGACCUCAAAGAGCAACAGGCCAAUGACAUAGGAGAUCUUCAAGAUUCCACUUUUCUUAACGCUGUUGUAAAGGUUUAUUGUACUCAUACUGCGCCUGAUUAUUCACUUCCUUGGCAAAAGCAAAGGCAAUAUACCAGCACAGGAAGUGCUUUUAUGAUAGGAAAUGGGAAGCUUUUGACAAAUGCCCAUUGUGUUGAACAUGAUACCCAGGUUAAAGUGAAGAGAAGGGGUGAUGAUACCAAAUUUGUUGCCAAGGUUUUGGCUAGAGGUGUUGAGUGUGAUAUUGCAUUGCUCUCAGUGGAGAAUGAGGAGUUUUGGAAAGGGGUAGUGCCACUUUGUUUUGGUCGUUUACCUUGUCUGCAGGAUGCAGUGACUGUUGUAGGAUACCCACUUGGCGGAGAUACUAUAUCUGUAACAAAGGGGGUGGUAUCACGUAUCGAGGUUACAUCAUAUGCCCAUGGAGCAUCUGAUUUGCUUGGCAUUCAAAUUGAUGCGGCUAUAAAUCCCGGAAACAGCGGGGGUCCUGCCUUUAAUGAUCAGGGAGAAUGCAUAGGAGUUGCCUUUCAGGUCUACAGAUCUGAAGAUGCAGAAAAUAUUGGCUAUGUAAUUCCUACCACUGUUGUUUCACAUUUCUUAAAUGAUUACGAAAGAAAUGGAAUAUAUACUGGUUUUCCUUCUCUUGGUGUACUCCUUCAGAAAUUGGAAAAUCCGGCAUUGCGCGCUUGUUUAAAAGUGCCAUCCAAUGAGGGUGUUAUGGUUCGUAGAGUUGAACCCACCUCACCAGCGCAUGGUGUUCUAAAAGAGGGAGAUGUGAUUGUAAGCUUUGAUGGGGUACAAGUUGGGUGUGAAGGAACUGUCCCUUUUCGAUCUACAGAGCGAAUUGCUUUCCGAUAUCUUAUAAGUCAAAAAUUUUCAGGUGAUGCUGCAGAACUGGGAAUCAUCAGGGAAGGCGCAUAUAUAAAAGUUCAGACAGUUCUUCAACCACGUGUGCAUUUAGUGCCAUAUAAUGUUGAAGGAGGGCAGCCUUCUUAUCUGAUUAUUGCUGGUCUGGUAUUCACUCCACUCUCCGAACCUCUGAUAGAGGAGGAGUGUGAAGAUUCCAUAGGGCUGAAACUGUUGGCUAAGGCUCGCUAUUCUCUUGCAAGAUUUAAAGGAGAGCAAAUAGUAAUUCUAUCUCAGGUUUUAGCAAAUGAUGUGAACAUCGGUUAUGAGGAUAUGGGCAAUCAACAAGUUCUAAAGCUAAAUGGAACUCGCAUAAAGAAUAUUAGACAUCUUGCUCAUCUUGUUGACAUUCUUUUGGCUAUUUCAUAUAUGUUUUCAGCUUGCAAAGGAAAGUAUUUGGUGUUCGAAUUUGAGGAAAAUUUUCUCGCUGUUUUGGACCGGGAAGCUGCCACUGCUGCCUCUUUAUCUAUUCUGAAGGGCUAUGGAAUUCCAAGCGAAAGAUCUGCUGAUUUGUUAGAGCCAUAUAUUGACAUUGAAGAUAACCAAGUGUCAAUUGAAGAAAUUGGAGAUAGUCCUGUGUCUAACCUGGAGUUAGGAUUUGAAGGACUUCUUUGGGCAUAAAAAUUCACCACGAUCCAUUCGGUCUUUUCUCAGUUAAAAGACGAUAGAUGCUAGCACAAAAGCUGGAUGCUCAAUUGAUGCUCGCAAAAGUCUUGAAUGCAGAAGCAUCAGUCGAUGGAUAUCCUGAUUUUUAUAGCUUUUUAAGAUGCUAAUAAGAUUUUGUGAGCAUCCUUACCAAGAGGAAUUUUGCCCAAAUCAGUAAGUUUAUUAUUCUAAAUUAUUUGUAAGAAUUGUUUUUUUUUUAAACUAAUUUUCAAUAUGUUUAUUGUACUUUCUUUGUAGCAUCUAUGUACUGAAAAAUUAAUCUCUUUAUGCCUAGCAGAUGUUUAAUGUGCAUACUGAUUUCUCAA
Molecule: messenger RNA, 2384 nt
Organism: Dendrobium catenatum
Lineage: Eukaryota; Viridiplantae; Streptophyta; Magnoliopsida; Asparagales; Orchidaceae
Product: protease Do-like 2, chloroplastic
Exons: 22
Coding region: 157-2034 (625 amino acids)
Biological process (GO): proteolysis
Molecular function (GO): serine-type endopeptidase activity; protein binding
Source: RefSeq, a predicted model, not a curated record